Molecule: messenger RNA, 2663 nt
Organism: Monodelphis domestica (gray short-tailed opossum)
Lineage: Eukaryota; Metazoa; Chordata; Mammalia; Didelphimorphia; Didelphidae
Gene: POLL
Product: DNA polymerase lambda
Biological process (GO): double-strand break repair via nonhomologous end joining
Cellular component (GO): nucleus
Molecular function (GO): DNA-directed DNA polymerase activity; DNA binding
Source: RefSeq, a predicted model, not a curated record
AGUCAGAGUAGGGGUGGGACACUUAAAGAGCCCCGACCUAAGGGUGAGCGCCCUGCUUCCCGGGAAUCCAGGCCUGCAGUGGCCACCCCUGCCUGACCGAGAAAUUCCAGCUUCUGGGUGGGGAUUGCGGGUCGUCGGCGUCAGCGCACUCACGUGGUGACCGGCCCCCAUCGCGUGCGGGCAGCACCGCCCUCCCACCCCAUAUUCCCAGGAAGGAAGAACUUAUUAAGAGCCUACUGUGUGCCAGGCCCUGUAUCAAGGUCCUGGCACAUAUUAUGUCAUCUGAGUCUCACAACAACCCAGGGAGGUAGGUGCUACUCUAAUGAGGAUGAUCAGAUAUCUCCAUUUCACAGCUGAGGAAACUGAGGCAGGCAGAGAGAAGGGGCCAGACUCACCCCUAGCCAUGGAGCCUCGAGGGAUCUUGAAGGCCUUUCCCAAACGGAAGAAAAUGAGAACCGCCUCUGAUGGGAGCGGACUCUUAAAGAUUCCCAAGAAGGAAAAAGCAGAAGCUGGAGAGUGGCUGAGCCCACUUCAAGUCCACGUGCUACCAGUGGGCAUCGGUCGAGCCCGGGCAGAGAUCUUUGAGAAGCAAAUCAUUCAGCAUGGGGGCCAAAUAUGCUCCCCUCAGGCCCCAGGGAUCACUCACAUUGUGGUGGAUGAAACUGUGGAUGGUGAGCGAGCCCUCCGCCUCCUUAAGCUACCACAGCUGCCCCUUGGGGCCCAGCUGGUGAAGUCAGCAUGGCUGAGCCAAUGCUUGAAGGAGCAGAAACUGGUGGACACUGAUGGAUUCCAUGUCGUCUUCAUUCCUAACAGGUACCUGGACAAGGCAGACAUAUCAUUCCAACCAGGGCCCUCUGGAACUUCAGCCCAGGCAGGGCUUUCUUCUGUUGCUCCUCUGGCCCCACCCCAGGAACCACACUCACGAUUGGGCAUCCAGGCACAGGCUAACUCUGAUGAUGAAGACAGUGAUGAAGAAGAAGUACGGGUUACCCCUGAUGACCUGGAAGCCCUGAUCACUGGCCGAUACCCAAGCACCCCUGAGGGAGACACUGAGCCCAGCCUGGCUCCUAACCUCAGUGAAAAGUGGGUGUGUGCCCAACCCUCUAGUCAGAAGAUGACCAACCACAACCUUCACAUAACAGAGAAGUUGGAAGUACUGGCUAAAGCCUAUGCUGUCCAAGGUGACAGAUGGCGGACUCUAGGCUACUCCAAGGCUAUUAAUGCCCUCAAGAGCUUUCCCAAGCCUGUUUCUUCCUACCAGGAAGCCUGUGGCAUCCCAGGGAUUGGAAAGCGCAUGGCAGAGAAGAUCAUGGAGAUUGUUGAGAGUGGUCAUCUUCGGAAACUGGACCAUAUCAGUGACAGUGUACCUAUCCUAGAGCUCUUCUCCAACAUCUGGGGAGUUGGAGCCAAGACUGCCCAGAUGUGGUACCAGCAGGGCUUCCGGACUCUGGAGGACAUUCAAAGUCAGGCCACCCUGAGUACUCAGCAGGCCAUUGGCUUAAAGCAUUAUGAGGACUUCCUCAAGCGCAUACCCAGGGAAGAGGCAGCAGAGAUCGAGAAAACUGUCCGGGAGACAGCUCAUACCCUCAAUCCUGGGUUGCUCUCUGUGGCAUGUGGCUCCUAUCGCCGGGGUAAGGCAACGUGUGGGGAUGUCGAUGUGCUGGUCACUCACCCAGAUGGACGCUCUCAUCAGGGGAUCUUCAGUCAGCUCCUGGAUGCCCUUCGGAAACGAGGGUUCCUGACAGAUGACCUGGUUAGCCAGGAUGAUAAUGGGCAGCAGCAGAAGUACCUGGGCGUGUGCCAGUUGCCAGGGCCUGGCCGGCACCACCGGCGCUUGGACAUCAUUGUGGUGCCCUAUAGUGAGUUUGCCUGUGCCUUACUGUAUUUCACUGGCUCUGCCUACUUUAACCGCUCCAUGAGGGCACUGGCCAAGACAAAGGGCAUGAGCUUGUCAGAGCAUGCACUCAGCACUGCCAUCGUUCGUGAUGGCCAUGGUGUCAAGGUGGGGCCAGGCCGAGCAUUGCCCACCCCCACAGAGAAGGAUGUCUUCAAACUUUUGGGUCUGCCAUACCGUGAGCCCUCUGAGCGGGACUGGUGAGCCCUCUACCCCUGCUACUCUCUCCAUCAUUCCCCCAACAAACACACACAUAGACACACGUGCCCCUACCCAUGGCCUUUUCUCCUGCUCGCCUUCAGGGUCCUUGGUAAAGAUCCAGAGUGUGGUCACCAUCCUUAACUGGACCGGGAACUCCGACUGUGAAUCGUUGCUUUCUCCCAUUUGCCUUGCCAUAGGAGCAGGCCAUAUUCAUGUCUCACUGUUGCACUAUGCUGGGUUUUGGUUUUUAUUGUGGUUUGCUCCUCCCCUUGUCCCAGUUUGAUGCACAGCAGGUGGCUGUCAUGCAGUCUGUCCCACUUCCUGUGCCGGGGACCCAGGCAUGCCCACCUCCCAACCCACUUCCACUCAAGUACCAGAAAGACAGAGCAUCUCUUGCCAAGAAGGUGAUGGUUCUGACAAAUGGUCAACUUGCCUCAUGGAAGGCUCUCCUCUUUUUCCUUGCUUCUUAUGUGUCUGUAGAGGCAGAGAAAGAGGGUGUCCCAGCUGAAAUGUUUGCUGUGCUUCUUGAAGGAGAGACUGAGGGAACAGUAAAAUCCGUUAGAUAUUA